This is a messenger RNA of Plenodomus lingam JN3, 126 nucleotides long. RefSeq lists its product as uncharacterized. The record is from RefSeq and is a predicted model, not a curated record. NCBI's taxonomy places the organism in Eukaryota, Fungi, Ascomycota, Dothideomycetes, Pleosporales, Leptosphaeriaceae.
AUGAGGGUGUCAUAUGAAGACGUGGACACCCUGCGACUGACACCCAAUCCAACAGCCAUCAUCCUCACAAUGCUGACACUCGAUGCCGCCGCCGACAGUACUCGCGCGUUACGCCCAAAACAGUAG